GUGGCAGCAGCCGCGGCGGCUCCGCGGGCUCGCCGGGUGGGCUCAGUUCCGCGCACGCAGGAGCCGAGCGCAGGGGGCGGGGAAGGGACCUGCUGCAGCUGCAGCCGCCCCGGCGCUCCCGGAGCGCGCGGUGACUCCCUCGGCCCGGCCGGCCCGCUCCAUGCCGCUACGCUGCGGAAGUGUAGCGGGGGGUGACGGCGGCACCGAGCACGGGAGGCCGGGCUUCGGCCCCCUGCAGCACUAGGCUCCGGGAGCCGCGCGCGGCGCGCCCCAGCGGCCCGGCUCCCCGUGCGCCCGGUGCCCACCGCAGCCUGCAUGCCCCGCGCUGCGCCUCGCCCGCCCCCCGCCGCCUCCUGCUCGCACCGCCGCAGCCGAGCGCCGGAGUAAUAUGCUCACUCGAGUGAAAUCUGCCGUGGCCAAUUUCAUGGGCGGCAUCAUGGCUGGCAGCUCAGGCUCCGAGCACGGCGGCGGCGGCGGCUGCGGAGGCUCGGACCUGCCCCUGCGUUUCCCCUACGGGCGGCCGGAGUUCCUGGGUCUGUCUCAGGACGAGGUGGAGUGCAGCGCCGACCACAUCGCCCGCCCCAUCCUCAUCCUCAAGGAGACCCGGCGGCUGCCCUGGGCCACUGGCUACGCAGAGGUUAUCAACGCUGGAAAGAGCACACACAAUGAAGACCAAGCCAGCUGUGAGGUGCUCACUGUGAAGAAGAAAGCAGGGGCCAUUACCUCAACCCCAAACAGGAACUCGUCCAAGAGACGGUCUUCCCUUCCCAACGGGGAAGGACUGCAACUAAGGGAGAACUCGGAAAACGAGGGCGUUUCCUGCCACUACUGGUCGCUGUUUGACGGUCACGCGGGGUCCGGGGCCGCCGUGGUGGCGUCGCGCCUGCUGCAGCACCACGUCACCGAGCAGCUGCAGGACAUCGUGGAGAUCCUGAAGAACUCGGCCGUGCUGCCGCCCGCCUGCCUGGGGGAGGAGCCCGAGCACACGCCCGCCAACAGCCGGACUCUGACCCGCGCCGCCUCCCUGCGCGGAGGGGUCGGCGCCCCCGGCUCCCCCAGCGCCCCGCCCACGCGCUUCUUCACCGAGAAGAAGAUUGCGCACGAGUGCCUGGUCGUCGGGGCCCUGGAAAGUGCGUUCAAGGAAAUGGACCUACAAAUAGAACGAGAGAGGAGUUCAUACAAUAUAUCUGGUGGCUGCACAGCCCUCAUUGUGAUUUGCCUUUUGGGGAAGCUAUAUGUUGCAAAUGCUGGAGACAGCAGGGCCAUAAUCAUCAGAAAUGGAGAAAUCAUCCCUAUGUCUUCGGAAUUCACCCCCGAGACAGAGCGCCAGCGACUUCAGUACCUGGCAUUCAUGCAGCCUCACUUGCUGGGAAAUGAGUUCACACAUUUGGAGUUUCCAAGGAGAGUACAGAGAAAGGAACUUGGAAAGAAGAUGCUCUACAGGGACUUUAAUAUGACAGGCUGGGCGUACAAAACCAUUGAGGAUGAGGACCUGAAGUUCCCCCUUAUAUAUGGAGAAGGCAAGAAGGCCCGGGUAAUGGCAACUAUUGGAGUGACCAGGGGACUUGGGGACCAUGACCUGAAGGUGCAUGACUCCAACAUCUACAUAAAACCAUUCCUGUCUUCAGCUCCAGAGGUAAGAGUCUAUGAUCUCUCCAAGUAUGAGCAUGGAGCAGAUGAUGUGCUGAUCUUGGCCACGGAUGGACUCUGGGAUGUUUUAUCAAACGAAGAAGUAGCCGAAGCCAUCACUCAGUUUCUUCCUAAUUGUGAUCCAGAUGAUCCUCACAGGUACACACUGGCAGCUCAGGACCUGGUGAUGCGUGCCCGGGGUGUCCUGAAGGACAGAGGAUGGCGGAUAUCUAAUGACCGACUUGGCUCAGGAGACGACAUUUCUGUUUAUGUCAUUCCCUUAAUACAUGGAAACAAACUAUCAUGAAAAUGGCCCAGGGGAUUGGGAGGAUAGAGGGGCAGGAAAUCUGGAAUGCCUCUCAGCAAGGUGGAACUGGGACGUGCCCCGGCUGAGUUCCAAGCGAUGCAGACUCUUCCCAGCCCAGGUGGGGAGUUUGCUGCCAAAAGGCCUCUGGCUGUGCUUCAAGAUGA
Propithecus coquereli (Coquerel's sifaka) is the source of this 2100-nucleotide messenger RNA. RefSeq names its product protein phosphatase, Mg2+/Mn2+ dependent, 1H (gene PPM1H). Gene Ontology annotation, molecular function: protein serine/threonine phosphatase activity. The transcript is spliced from 10 exons. The coding region runs from base 389 to 1936 and encodes 515 amino acids. Gene Ontology annotation, biological process: protein dephosphorylation. Lineage: Eukaryota; Metazoa; Chordata; Mammalia; Primates; Indriidae. The record is from RefSeq and is a predicted model, not a curated record.